Molecule: messenger RNA, 11450 nt
Organism: Strongylocentrotus purpuratus (purple sea urchin)
Lineage: Eukaryota; Metazoa; Echinodermata; Echinoidea; Camarodonta; Strongylocentrotidae
Product: protein TANC1-like
Exons: 27
Coding region: 579-7865 (2428 amino acids)
Molecular function (GO): protein binding
Source: RefSeq, a predicted model, not a curated record
UUUCAUAACGAUUGCAUUUGUGGAAAGGAUUAGGACAUUAUUAGGUCUCUUUUAAGAGGGAUCACAUGAAAGCUUUUUCUACAUGGACAUAUAUCCAUUUAGUGAAUUUUCUUAUAUCUUUGGUUAGAUAUGGAAGACAGACAUCAUAAUACUGGGAAACUUCAAUAAUGUGAUAGAGUAUGGAUUCAUAUGCAUUUGAAUACCAAGAUGUAUACUAUUGGGUUUUUAAUGAUAUACUGACCCUCCAUUGAAGAUUAGUGUAAAGGCAGAGAGUAUUCUAAGUACACACCGAGCAAUAAAGAGCCUCACAGAAUACUGGUAUCGAACCAUAGCACAUGUAUGUGUACAUGUAUGGACACACAACCGUUUUGCACUUGACAAGAGUGUACAUUUAUCUUCACCCACACAAAUAUACAGAUGUAUGCACUGUUUACACUGAGUCAAGAAUUUGAGGAAUUUGUCAUCACCUACCCAAAUUUCGUGCCCUUGGGGGAUUGACUAUAUUCCCCCAAUACUCCUGACCUCAGGACUAUGAUGUUGCCCAAAUGCAGGUGAUCUGAGUCACCAUUGUAAUCGCCAUGGAGAUGGAUACUAAUCACACUACACAAUGCCCAUCCUGCCAUCAGUCUUACGACAAGAGCAAGAAGCGCAAGCUGACAGAUGCCUGUGGACACUCCCGAUGCUACACUUGCAUGUUUGCAACCGAGUCCUGUCCCGUCUGUCAACAUCUAAAUGGAAAGGCAAGACAAAUUGUACCUAAGGAGGAGGAACGUCCACCCACCCCGCCCCCAAAGCCCAAGGAUCUCCCGCAAAGGUCAUCGUCUACUUCAAGUGCAAGUGACAUUAAAGGUGUGAAUGGGGGCUCUGUUGAGGAGUUUCCUGAUAUCAAGCCCCCUCCUGCCUUUCCUCCAGCCCCAGCUGCGGGUUUGAAAGGGGUCGAGACAUCGAGUGUAGCCUCAAUGCCAGUUUCAACCACUGGAAGUCAACGUGGCAAACGUUUCUUUGAGGAUCCUCAUGUAAACACACCUCCUAUACCAUCAUACCCCAUCCAUAAGCAAGAUACCGGUAGACCAGAUCUACCCUUGAGCAAGUCAUGUGAUGGCCCUCCCCCCAAACUCUUCGUUCCUCCUCCUCCUCCUCCUGCAGCUGUCCCACCCUCUUCUGUUCCCGCCUCCAACAUUGGAACCGAUUCCGACUACGAGGACAUCCCGGAGAAUGCCAGCCUCUGUGACUCAUGUCAUGGAGACACCAGCACCCCUCCACCAGCUCCUUCUGAGGCUGCAGAAGCUCUUAUCAACAGACUGGGGUUCCUCUUCAGCCAAGGCCCUCGGACAGGACCACCACCCCCUCCUACCGGUCCCGAGCCUCCAGAGCUUCCCCCUCCCAGACAACCCCAGCCCCCCAGGAAUGUGCUUCCAGACCCCAACCAAGAAAACAUUAAUCCAUCCCUUAGACCUGGUGUGACCGCAGAGGGGGAUGCUCACAAGGCAAAGAUGAUGCAGGGCAAGGACAUGGCACAUGGCGUUACCCAACCGCAGCAAAAUAGACAUCCAAUGCUGGGAGGAAUGGUAGUCAUACCAGGACAUCCUGGAAGAACUCAAGAUGGUGAUGGGGAACCUCUUUCAAAGGUCCCUCGUCAUCCUAACGAUAACCAGAUCAGCUAUAAUCAGCAGCCGCCUCAGCCUGGCUUUAACCAGACAGGACGCGGGAGUGGACGUGGGGGAAAUCCACCUGCGGGUUUCAAUCAUAGUAGGAAAGGCAGUGGUAGGGGGAAGAAUCCUCAGACUGGUUUUACUCAAACCGGUAGGGGGAGUGGGAGGGGAUCUGAGCGGAAAGGUUCUGGAGCAGGAUUGAAUGAAGGAACUGCUGCUGUUAGUGGAAAACAUAUACAACAAAUGACUAAUGUACCAUCUCAGGGAGCACCACAGGUGCCAAUGCAACAAGUACCACAUACAAGAAACCAAAUACAGAUACAGCAACUACAACAGCAGCAGCAAAUGCAUCAAAUGCACAUGCAACAACAGCAGUAUCAGCUGAAAAUGCAGCAAACUCAUCAACAAAUGUACCUCCAGCAGAAGCAGCAAAUGCAGCAGCUUCAACAGCAUCAUCAAAUGCAUCAUAUGCAGCAGAAUGUAUGGCAGCAACAGCAGAGAUUCAAUCAGCAACAACAACAACAGCAGCAGCAACAACAUCAGCAGCCACAACAGGCUCAUGGGAAUGGAGUUGUUCAGGGCAAAACUCAAACGGUGACGGACCAAAGAUUUGCAACCGUGCAAUCGAUACCGACCAAUGCAUCGCGGAAGAACAGGGCCGACCCACAGCAGCAGCACUCUGAACCACCACCAUUGCCAGGAAUGCAAGAUAGAGUAGGAAAGCUUCCUUCAGACAAUCCUUCUCAAAGGCCACAAGAACAGAAGUCUGGUACUGGCUAUGCCAAUGGUACAAACCACAACAGAACUGGCCUGGUUGCAGGCGUGCGUGCCAGUACAUUAGAGUCCCGCAGCAAGCAGAACAACAGAGGCCAAGCACCGAAGACAGGUUCUCAGGGUCGUCCUGCCAGCUAUCAGAGCCCAGGUAACGAAGGAGGCCCUAGCCUGGAGAACAGACUCCAACAGUUACUAGAGGGUGGUGUGAAAGGUAGACCUGGUGAAGCAGUCACCAAUGGCAACACUGCACCAAACAUGCAGAAACCUUUUAUGGGCGGACCCAAUGACUCUAAUGGAAGAAGUACAAACAAUGUGAACAAGCCUGUGUCAAGUCAUAUGCGCCAACAGAGCGUGGACAUGAUCAAGCCAAAGAUGGCCCACCCUAGAAAGAUCUUGAACACUAGUCAUCAGCGUGGAGCUUCCCUUGAUUCCUCUGCCAAUGAUACUAGUAAUAUUUCCUUCAAUAGUACUACAUCUUCAGUAGGAGAUACAUCGUUCACGAGCGUGUCCUCUAUGGAAGGUUAUGACAUGUCAUCUAUGCAGGCCCCACCAACUCCUACAAGUCCAAGGGAUGUGAUGGCCAACAUAGAAGGCAAACAGUUUAGACUAGGACAGGCACCAAGGACCAAUCCCAAGACUCAAACCAAUCCCCAUCCACGUCAAAACCUGACCAAACAAGCACAAGCCAAACUGACCACUCAACAAUCCUUACCCAAUGGUCAACUCUCAAUGGCACCCGGUGAUAAGAGGACCAAGACAACCGACAGUUCAGGUCAGGGAUCAGAGGUCAUAGGCGAAGGUGAGAGGUCGCAGGAGAGUUCAUCAGGAGAGAAGCAGGAUCCCAUUGUGGUGUCUGAGAGGGUGAAUUUCACCAAUCAAGAGGUACACCUGAGUGGGCGUGGCACUCUCGUCUCGCAGGCAAGGUUACGCUCUGCAUCAACAACCUCUGCUUCCAGCCCAGAGGCCACAGAUGACAUGUCAUUGCUUCAAGGUCGACGCACUUUCACUAGGAGGUCACUAAGAGACAAGGAGAAUGGCAAUAAGCUCAGUCCAGAUUUUAAAGCUCGCAUGCAGGCGUUAAAGCCGACGCACCUGCUCCUGCGCCCUAUGACCUUCGAGAUACCAGGCUUCAGCCAGAAGUCUGCCUUCGUCGGCAGGGAGUGGCUCUUCCCAGAGAUGGAGCGUUGCUUGGGCAAGGACCCCACCCUAGCGGCCAAGUUGAAGGGACUAGGGAUCCUGGGGGAUGUAGGCAUGGGAAAGACUUCAAUCAUCGCCAAGAUGGUGUCUCUUAGUACACUCGGUACUCUGCUUAUCAACAGCAAUAUUCAUGUCUCUGUAGCGGGUAAUUCUGAUGUGUCAAACACUACUUCUCAGAGCAACGUAUACAACAGCAGUGGUACUAUGACGAGAGCAAGGCAGCAGUCUGAACAGUCCCUCAUGUCUCUAGCUUCACAAGUAGUUGCUUUCCAUGUUUGUCAGGCUGACAACAGCAUCACCUGUCUUGUUCCGGAGUUCAUCCACAACAUGGCCGCCCAGCUCUCCCAGUGUCUCAGCGUUUAUCGUGAGAUGCUUCUCAAUGAACCCCAGCUACAGACCCACCUCACCUUGCGAGAGUGCACCCAGAACUCCAGCGAUGCCUUCAUCAAGGGGAUCCUGGAACCACUCAGUCUCCUCAAAGCUCAGGGAAAGAUACCAAUGGACAAUUGCCUCAUACUCGUCGAUGGCCUCAGUGAUGCAGAGUUUCACAAAUCCGACUAUGGGGACACCAUCGCCUCGUUCCUAGCGCGUCACAUGACCCGCUUCCCACAGUGGCUGAAGCUGGUCAUCUCUGUCCGAAGCUCGUUUGCAGAACUCACCAAGAUGAUGCCCAUCCAGAGGAUAUCUCUGGACAAGGUGUCCAACUCGGAGUUCAUCCAGAAGGAUGCAGAGCUGUACAUCAGCCACAGGUUGCAGUUGAGCAACACGUUGAGGACUAAUGUAUCCCUGAAUGGGAAAGUGGAGCAGUCCAUGAUCUCCAAGUUCAGAAGUCACCUGCAAUCGCUUAGCCGGGGCUGCUUCCUGUACCUGAAGCUGACCUUGGAUCUCAUAGAGCAAGGCUACCUUGUCAUGAAGAGUCCAAGCUACAAGGUGCUGCCCAUCAACCUCUCUGAAAUCUUCCUGCUACAGUGCAAUCUCAAGUUCCCUACCAUACGAGCCUUUGAGAGGGUCACCCCGAUCCUCAACGUUGCUCUGGCCUCACUCUAUCCACUCAGUGAUGAACUGCUCUUUCAGGGUGCCAAUGCCGGUUUGACCAAAGACUACAUGCAGUGGGAGGAGUACCAUCAGCGUCUCAAGCUGAUCUCCGAGUUCCUGUGCCCGAGACGAGAUAACUAUCGCAUGUUCUACCACCCGUCCUUCAGGGAGUGGCUCAUCAGAAGAGACGAUGGAGACCAUCCGAAGUUCCUCUGCGAUCACAGGGGUGAAACAAGUAACAAUCAAGGAGGGAGUCUCCCUACCUAUUUAUGUGACUACAGGAGUGGGCAUGCCUCCAUGGCCUUCUGGUUGAGUCGUCGAGGGCGGCGCCUAGGGCGUGACCAGUCCUUUGAGCUGGGCCAUCACAUCCUAAAAGCUCACAUCUACAAGACCGUCGGACGUCAUCUACCCGUGGGUCACUUCACGGCUCGGGAACUACAGGCUAUCUGGAUGAAGCUCAAUGCUGAAGAUCUCUCUGCUAGUCUUGUUAUGAGGAGGAACAUCUUCUUUCCUAAUAUCAAGGUUAGCCGAUUGUUACUACUAGCCGGGGCUUCCCCUAACCAGCGAACGGACGUUCUCAACUGUGCUCCCGUGCUGUGCGUGUCUUCGAGGGAGGGGCAUUCUGAGAUGGUGUCCCUGCUACUGGAGUUUGGAGCCAACGUCGAUGCCGAGUGUGACAGGGGUAUGACUGCCCUGUGUCAUGCGGCAGCAGGUGGACACCUGGAGAUUGUGAGGAUGUUAUUCAUCAAGAAAUCUAAGGUGGUCCAUACUGAUAAGAGUGGACGUUGUGCUAUGGUGCAUGCCGCUGACCACGGUCAUCUACCUGUCCUGAGCUUCCUCCUUCAAUGUGACUGGACAAAAGAUGACCGUACACAGCUGACCCAUAAAUCGGUAGCUCAGCAAGCAUUAGUCGCAGGGGCUGGAGCAGGCCAUAAAGAGGUCUGUACAUACUGCCUAGAUCUUACGGAUCCUAACUCUCCAACCACAAGCCUUCUCAGUGUGGACGAGCCCGAUACCCUUCAUGGAGACACAGCAUUGACGGCUGCCUGCAGCCAGGGUCGCACCGAGGUUGUCAAGCUCCUGCUGAAGCGUGGAGCAUCGGUCCAGAAGAGCAACCAGUCCCAGAUGACCCCUCUGAUCUGUGCGGUCAGGAAAGGCCGAUGGGAGAUAGUGGACAUCCUUCUCUUCAACCAUGCUUCGCUCGAGGACACUGACCGACAUGGACGGUCACCCCUCAUGCUUGCGGCUGGAGAAGGCCACUUGGCUGUCCUUGAGGUGCUCCUAAGUAAAGGAGCUUCAGUGCACAGCUUUGACAAGGAGGGUCUGACCGCCCUGUGCUGGGCUUGUCUGAAAGGCCACAUCAACAUCGUCAAGUCGCUCCUAGAGAGAGGGUCAGCCAUUGACCAUGACGACAAGAAUGGACGAACUCCCCUUGAUCUGGCCGCUUUCUUUGGAGAUCCACAAGUGGUUCAACUGCUGGUUGAGAAAGGAGCCAACAUAGAGCACAUGGAUAACAGCGGUAUGAGACCACUGGACAGGGCUAUAGGAUGUCGGAACACCUCUGUCGUCUCUGUUCUACUCAAGAAAGGUGCUAAGCUAGGUCCAGCUUCAUGGGCCAUGGCAACCUCCAAGCCAGACAUUCUGAUUCUAUUACUCAAGAAACUCAUGGAUGACGGCAAUGCACUCUACAAGAAAGAGAAAUGGAGAGAGGCUUGUCAUAAAUACCAGUGUGCUCUCAGGAAGUUUCCUUCGGAAGGUUUUGGUGAAGACAUCCGGACCUACAAGGAACUCAAAGUCAAUCUCUUCCUUAACAUCUCAAGAUGCAAGCGAAAGCUAGAGGAUAUUACUGGUGCUAUUGAAUACUCUAGCAAAGCUCUUGAGAUCAAACCAAAGUGUUUUGAAGCAUACUACGCCAGAGCUAGGGCUAAGAGAGCAAUAAGACAAUAUGGACCAGCCCUACAGGAUUUGUUGGAAGCAGUGAAGCUAGCACCCAACAACCGGGAAGUCCGAAGACUGCUGGUGAGGGUCAAAGAAGAAUGCAAAGAAGAGACCAAAAGACAGCGGGAAGCCAAAGAAGAACGCGAGGAGAAAGAGAAGGAGAAGAAGGAGAUGACCCCAGACUCUGGCGUUGCCAAUUCACAACCAGGAAGUGCUGAACAAUCACAGGCAGAGGUUUCGGAACCUGAGGAAUCUGGACGACCUGUCACCUCGACGGCACCCUUGCAGGCUGGACGGAGUGAUCCUGCAGUGUCUAGUUCUGUCUCCUCUGUACAGAACACAAGCAGGGUACAUGACUCUAGUGGCGAUCUGUCCUCACUGGACAACAAAGGGUUAAAUAGCAAUAGUUUGAAUUCUAGUAGUAGUUCAAGCACACAGUUAGGGUCUGUGGAAUUUACCAUUGGAAACGGACAUGUGGUGCAAGGAACCGGUGUUUCGCUGAAAGAUGAGAACCUGUCGGAGAAGCAGGUGAUCACCGAAGUGCAAGAUGGACUCAAAGCAGGGGACAAACCCAUUCCUAGACGUGCUCAGACAGUCAAGAUGCCACGUCCGCCAUCCAUCGAAGUGGCGACAUCAGAGCCGGUGACGGCGGGAGUCGUGUUCUUCAACGCCGGAGCUACGGACAACUCUCUCAUCUCACCCAGCUCCGGUCAAGCCACCCACCCCCAACCCUUACUGAACAAACCAAACAACUCCGACUCCAGGGAGAGUACUCCAGAGUCGUCCACUCCUGGCUCUGGAUCCGCCUCUGGGUCUGGUGGGUCAGGGGCUCUCAACUCCCCUGUCCAUAGCUCCGUCAGGCUCCAGGAGGUCGUCCCUCACACCAUCAUGUCCAACAACCCAUCCAGUGUCCACCAAGCAGGGGUCACCCACAGUGUACUUCAGCAACCACCAGCACAACAAGCCACAAUCUUAGAAUCCAGAGGGCCUCCAUCAUCAUCAUCUAAUACUUCGUCCUCCUCCUCAUCCUCCUCCUCCUCCUCCUCCUCUGCCUCCCCCUCAUCAUCAUCGUCUCCAGGCCAGGCUCCUGCAGCUCCAGGGGCGGGAGCCGGGGCGGUUGUUGGGCGUGGUGGAGGGGGCGGGGAAGGGGGUAACGCUGUGAACGCAUCAGCCGUUCCUCCGCAGAACCCCACCCAACAACAGCUGCACCAGGAGUUCCCGCGACCCAAUACAAAGCAUACCAUAUACAUAGGCCCCACCGCAUUGUAACCAUGGCAACUAAAUGUGUAUGGUCGUAACAGUCUUACAGGAUUCAAUUCUUAAACCAUGUUCUAUCAUGAGAUGAUAAACCAUGUCACAAAUAUGGCAGGUCAAAUAAUAAUCACUUCACUGUAAAUGAAAAGCACUGUUCAUACACACAAAAUAAAUGUUGCAGGGGUUAAAAUUCAGUUGCAUACGUGUGGUUUGCAUCUCAUUUCAUGGUUAGUCUAUCACUUGAUUAUGGAAGAUAUCAAUGUUAAAUCAACUCAUUGCCAAAAAAUCACUAACAUUUGCUAGCUGCAGGGGAGAUGAACUGCAUACUGCUAAAGGUAUCAUGUUCAAAUGAAAUAAAUGAGAAAUUUUGCAUUUAUGAGCCAAGCAUGGCAAUGUAAAAGUAGAUGUAGCCAUGUGGCUGGGACAAAGAUAAUGAGCACAAUUCAGGAGCACUUUCAGAGCACUUUCCUAAUACUCCUUUUACUUCAUCAUACUCACCAAUGGGUUAAACCAUCAAAGUCAAAAUAUAUUAUAUUGUUUCAGGUACAUUUCCGAUGCAAUAUCAAUAAUAAUAAAAAAAAACAGAAAGUGGUGCUCUAUCCUGCUGUAAUCCAAAUAUUUAAUCAGAGUAAAUAAUAUCAAGCUACAGAUCAAGUGCCGGUGGAAACAAGUUUUAUGAAUGAAUAAUUGUAUCGCUCAUUCCUAUUAAAGUAUAUGGUACUUGUUCAACGCAUGGUAUAUGGGUGUAUAAAUAAAUAUUCAACCAAUUAAAUUAACACCUGCAUUGUAUUCAUGAUCCAGCAUAAAGAGUACUCUCUUUCCGUCCUCUUUUGCCUCCUGCUUUCAUAUCUCUAUGAAUUUCUUUCUUAAUCCCUGUUCAAUCUCUUCAUCUAUUGCUCAGUCCACUUUAAGAUGCGAAUGAAUUAGAUACGUGACUGUUAAAAUCCUAGAAACUAUGACUGUAUUCAUUCUCACAUUGGCAUAUCCUACUUGAAUUAGAAUAGAAAAAGGUUUCACAAUGAACUGCAUCUCACAAUCUUUCACAAUGAACUGCAUCUUUUGCACUUAAGUGAUUAUAUAAUAUAUAUCACCCAUAAUAUAUGCCCGAUUUAUCAAAAAUUGGGAUAAAAACUGUACUGUCAGUAAUAUAUAUAUAUUUUCACACUUUAGUCCAGACUUUUGCUGCAAUAUAUUUAAAAAUGGCAAAUCACUCUUUUCAGGCAGAAAUUCACUUAUUUACAAGAUGAUAUGUACAUGUAUUUAAAACUUGUUUUCAGUACUAUAUUUUUGUCUCAGUGUUUUUUCUCUUCUGUACUGUGUGGAAGUGUUUGCACCAUUCAUCAGGUUAAGUAUUUGAUUGAUAUUUUCACGUGCAUGUCUUAUGAUAUGGCUAGGUGUAGCAUGAAAAAUAUGUGCACUUUUUGAUAAAACAGUGUGGUGUGUAUUAAAGUAUGCAUUAUUUUAUUAUUCCUUCUUUAAUGUGAGGCUUUAAUAUUGCCAACUUUGUAGAGUCCAUUCACUGCACUGUACUUCAACUAUUUACAAAAUACAAAUUCACAUAUUGGUACUUAUUUCAUUGGAAUUCAAGUGAUUCAAGAUUAGUAUUCAUAUUAUUAAUUUUAUAAUAUACAAAACAAUACCCUUUGAUAUUAGUCCAUGAAUUUCAGUACAAUUUAGUAUGGAAGGUAUUUCUUACAAUAUGUACACCAUAUACUUAUAAAGUUUAAAAGCACAUGCAUUUUGAAGUGGAAGAGUGUACCAAUAUUACAUUGCAUUUUGAUAGUGAUUGCACAUAAUGGCACUGUUUAUAUAGUUCAUGUUAUGACGACUGAAAGUGUCUCGUGACCCUAGCCCUGAUAAAGAAACCACUCGGUUCUUCAGAUGCCCUGCUUCCACUGGCAAUUUACGCCAAUCUACUUAUCAAACAAUUGCCCUGUUCAAAAUUAAAAAUGAAUGGCAUUCACUAUAUUUAUUUAUCAAGAAUAUAGAUUUGAAGAGGAGUGUUUAACUGCUUCCUUGAACGUGCACUGGUAUUCCAACCUGAGCCCUGUUUCACAAAACUUGUUAUCAAUAACAAGCUACAAUAACUGUUAUAAGCUACUGAAAUGGUAGCAUCUGAUUGGCUAGAAGCAGAUUUGUCAUAGAAAUUUAGCAUAUGUUAUCGAUAUCAAGUUUUAUGAAACAGGGGGCCCAGGUUUCUUCACUUCACUGAUAUUAUUUUCUGCAUAGUUAUUUGUCAUUUAUUACCAUUAUUCCUAAAAAUUCAGAAAUAAUUUUUAUUGUUAUCUUGUGUAUUAAGAAUCAGAGAAUAAUAGUCGGGGAGAGAGUCUCUGUGCUCUAUAGUUCUCAUAGAAAAGUAAAAAUUUCACAUUGAUAAUAAUAAGGGAUUACAAAGCUUUUAAACCAAUGUAUUUUUGCAUGGCAUGGGAGAAUUUUAUGUUCUCGGUAACUGUUACCAUUUUAAGAUUUGAUACACUCCUGUAUAACACAUUCUAGUACUAGCGAGGCUCCAACAUCAAAAGAAUAUUGGUCAAGUAUUUACAACUAAGUAGAAGCAUAACAAGUGCUUAAUAUUCCGUUAUGGUCCAACUUGUCACUAUUUUAAUUAGAAUAGCAGGAAUUUACCACGCCUUUUGUGAAUAUUAAUUAUUUAAUCUAAAUUACCUGAUAUUUUUAAUCUUUUUUCUUUUAUCUAGAUAAGCCACAAUUUUAGUUAAUUUAUGUGACUGAAAAUAAAAGGAACCUCACUAUUUUUAUUAUAUUUCACCCAUUAUUUUACACAUUAUAUAAUUAUUGUCCUGUGCCUGUGAUAAUUUUCCUUGAUUCAAUGAAAUAUAGCGAUAGUAAGGCGGCAGUGUUCAUUGUGAGCAUAUAUUUGAUUUAAAUGAAUUACUGAAUUAGAAAUUUACUUAUACAGUGUAAGGGGAAGCCAAGUUAUAAUUCUUUGUUGGUGUUAAAGUGUUUUGUGAUAUGCGGAGGAAAGAAUUGAAAGAGCUUGCACAUGAUCCAUUCUUAAAAACUUAGAAACAAGAAAAGUACUUAUUCUCACAGUUAAAAGAAGUAACAGGUCUUUUUGAUAAAGAAGUCCUUAUAUUUAUAAAUGUACUCCUCUUUGGUAGCAGCUCAAGCAUUGGUAUGAUGGGAUUUUCAUUUUAAAUUUACACAUUUUAUUGUUCACAUUGAUGCAUCUUCCCGUGUAUUUAUUAUGGCAUUUGAACAUAUUUAUGAUCAAUGUCAUAUGAUGAAAUUCAUUUUUCUUUUAUCUUUAUUGUAUUUUGAGCCAAAGAGGAGAGAGAACAAUGAUUAUUUGAUUAAAUUGAUUUAUGUAGCAGCUAUAAAUUUUAUUUUCUGCACCAGGAUUUUCUUAGGAUGAUUGUAUAUUUCUGAUAUUCGUGCUGGUGUGUACAUGAUGGCAUACAGCUGCACUGGAUACAUAGGUAUUUGUGUAAUUAAUGAAUGGUAUAUGAAUUUGUUUAGAAGAUAAUAAUUGCUGUAUGAAUUUUCACAUACAGAUUUUUUUGAACUGGUCAAUGUUGACUGGCAUUUGUAUAUUAAAGGAUGUGUACAAAAAUAAACUGGCUAAAAUAUAAGCGUAACUUA